UUCCUCUUCUUAUAAAGUCAGUAUAGGCUGGAUGAGGCAGAAAAAAUAAAGCAAACUGAAAACCUCAGUGGAUUCAAGCAACAACUUGCUCUUCCCACUCACGAGAGUCUGCUGUGGCUCUUCUAACAAUGACUCGGGGUACAGUCUAUUUCUCAUUGCACUUUGGACUAAUGCUGUGUGGUUUGGGUCACAGUGACUUUCUAUCUUCAGCGUAAACUAUCAGUAUUUUCUUUUUAAUCUCAACCUAUGAAUUCCUGAUCAUCAAGCUGGAGGAAGAGAAAGAAAAACAGCCAAGAAAAAAAGGGCACAGGUAGUAUUGUAUUCCAAGAAUCAUGCCCCCGUCAACGCAAUUUUAAGUGCCAUGGAACACUGGAGACUUAGAGCUGCAUGAAAAAGAAAAAGGCGGAGGACAUUUCUUCCCCUGGCUUUCCCACUGGUUUACCGCUUGGCACCUCAUCGUGGAUGUGCUCUCUCCUAAGCUUCCAGUUCAGUUACGGUGAGGGAGCGAUGGCACCCAAGACGGUGCCAAGGAAAGAGCAGCUCUUGUCAUGCAACAGUUCCCGCAGUGAGUCACAGGGCAAUGUGCGGUGCCUGACUUAUAACACACCCGAGAGUGCGAACGCUGACGCUAUUAUUUCCAUUCUUAUCCCAAAUGCCAGGCCGGCCGAGCCUGUGCCAAGACGCAGACCGAGCGUGCGAGACAUGCCGCCCCGAGGAGCCCCGGGAGCCCCGGCCGUCGGCGAGGCGCGCAGCUGCGUCCCCGCCGCUCCUCGGGAGGCCGGGGCUCGCUCGUCCGGGGAGCCGAGGCUUCACCGAGCUCCUCUGGCUGCCCUGUUUACACUUUUUUUGAAGGGCUCUGGCCGUGUGGCCCACAUCGUGAGCCCGGGAGCUCCAGACUCAAGAGGUCCUGCACCGCGGCCUCUUGAGCAGCCGGGAACAUCGGCGUGCGGCUCUCGGGAGCUUUUCUGGAGACAAGCAAGCGCCCCUC
Messenger RNA from Chinchilla lanigera (long-tailed chinchilla), 988 nucleotides. RefSeq names its product translation initiation factor IF-2-like. The record is from RefSeq and is a predicted model, not a curated record. Lineage: Eukaryota; Metazoa; Chordata; Mammalia; Rodentia; Chinchillidae.